CCCAAUCUAACAGGUCCUUUAGCCCUCAGCAUACUCGUGAAGUAGGGCAAAAACUCUCUCCGCCCCAUCAAUACGUCUCGCGUCGCCGAUCUGCGCCAUGUCUCAGGUAGAUAACAGGAAUUCUUCAGCUGCCAAGCGAGCACGAACUGAUGGUAGCAGGAGAGAAGAUGAUUGGACCUGUCCUAGCUGUGGCAAUGUUAAUUUUUCUUUUAGGACGACUUGCAAUAUGCGCAAUUGUACCCAACCCAGACCAGCUGAUCAUAACUCAAAAUCUGCUGCUAAGCCUGUGCAAGCUCCUCAGGGUUACUCCUCAGCUCCAUAUGUAGGUUCUGGUGCACCCUCUUCAAUGUAUCUUGGCGUGCCACCAUAUGGUUCUUCUCUCUUCAAUGGAGCACCCAUUCCUCCUUAUGAUGGUCCCUUUUCUGGGGGCUCUGCAUAUCACUACAACUAUGGCAGCCGCCUUUCUGCAGGCAGUCCUUACCGACCUCUGCAUUUAUCUGGACCACCACCUUAUUCUAGUGGGUCUAUGAUGGGAAAUGAUUUUUCAGGUGGGAUGUAUGGUAUGCCCCCACUGGUGGACCGCUAUGGCUUGGGUUUGCCCAUGGGCCAUGCAGCUAUGGGCCCAAGACCAGGUUUUUUUCCUGAUGAUAAAUCUCAAAAAAAAGAUGCAACCCGUGAUAAUGACUGGACCUGUCCUAAAUGUGGAAAUGUCAACUUCUCUUUUAGAACUGUUUGUAACAUGAGGAAGUGCAAUACACCAAAACCUGGAUCACAGGCUGCAAAAUCUGAGAAGAAUUCUAAACAAAAGAUGCCUGAUGGAAGUUGGAAGUGUGAGAAGUGUAGCAACAUAAACUAUCCCUUCAGAACCAAGUGCAAUAGACAGAACUGUGGGGCCGAUAAACCAUCUGAAUCGACAAAGUCUCCUUCACCCUCACCGGACGAAAAUGAUCAGUGAGUACUAGGACAUGUUUGAGGGUUGAGAAGGUCCAGGGUUGUCGUCCAGCAUUGCUCAAUAUGGGUGUCUGAAAGUCAGUCGUGUCAUCUCCAUGUCGCAGCGCUUGUCGUUAUUCUGCCUUCUCAUCAUCUGUGUCAAGUUGUUGUACUAACUGCAAUGGUACUUGUGGUCUUUAUGGAUCCUUUUCUACAGAUGCAUUAUGUGUCGGCCAGCUUUAUCUGGCAAGAUUUUACAGGUUGGUUCUGGUUUCUAUUAGAUAGGCUUAUGUACUGUUGGAAUUUACUAGUGGGUAUUGUUAACAUUCACUAUGCUACCAGCAGCAGAGACAGUACUGCAGGCUGUGUUUCUGGUUUUUUAAUUAAGUUUAAAAUGGUCUCUAUGAAGUUGAAGAAGUGUCUUUUGUUUUCA
Messenger RNA from Vitis vinifera (wine grape), 1363 nucleotides. Its product is annotated as ranBP2-type zinc finger protein At1g67325. Gene Ontology annotation, molecular function: mRNA binding. NCBI's taxonomy places the organism in Eukaryota, Viridiplantae, Streptophyta, Magnoliopsida, Vitales, Vitaceae. Gene Ontology annotation, cellular component: cytoplasm. The transcript is spliced from 10 exons. The coding region runs from base 98 to 955 and encodes 285 amino acids. The record is from RefSeq and is a predicted model, not a curated record.